Messenger RNA from Lodderomyces jiufengensis, 1011 nucleotides. RefSeq names its product putative ADP-ribose 1''-phosphate phosphatase. NCBI's taxonomy places the organism in Eukaryota, Fungi, Ascomycota, Pichiomycetes, Serinales, Debaryomycetaceae. The record is from RefSeq and is a predicted model, not a curated record. The transcript has a single exon. The coding region runs from base 1 to 1011 and encodes 336 amino acids.
AUGAAUUUUGUAUUAAUUGAUUCAAAUCCAAAAAUAAUUGAAAGAUGGAAUUAUCAUAUAAGGACAUGGAUUGAAUUACUCAGUACUAAUAGACCAAUCAAAAAUUUUAUACACAAUUAUAAUUUUCCCCAGGUACAAUGUAAAUUAACUACUAUUGAGGAUUACGUUAUAAAUACUACUACAAAAGGUUGCACUUCAAUUGUUACUCCAACUAAUUCUUUGAGUUAUAUGAAUGGUGGAUUUGAUAAGUUUAUAAUUGAUAGUAUGCUAUUAUACAAAUCGCAAGCAAGCGGAGAAGACAUUAUCUCAAAAUUUGAUAAUAUUGAUCUUGGGUUUUGGUUCCAGAAUUAUCAACUACAAAGGAGUAAUAGCUACUUAGUGCCAAAUCAAAUAUAUCCGUUAAACUUGAAAGAAUUCUUCAGUUCAAUGAAAUCAAAGGAUGAAAAUCACUCAAUACUAAAAAACUACAAUUUUGAAUAUUCAUUAAUCUACAAGAAUUUAAAUCUUACUGAAUUAAUUCAAAUUUCAACUAUGUUAGUACCUGAACUACUUGAGGAGCACAACAUUUCAAAUAUUUUCAAUUUAAUGUGGAAUUUAUUAAGCUAUUUGUAUAAAGUUCAAAAAUCAACUGACAUAGAAAAUGUAAUUAUACCAGGAAUUGGAACAGGUCAUGGACAUUUAGAUCAAGAUGAAGUAGCAAAAAUAAUGAUCUUCACAAUUUUUUUCUUCAAUCUAAGUUUUAAGCCUUCGAGUCGGAAUAAUUUUACAAAGUUCAUCGACUACAAAAGUAACGAAAUUGUUGAAUGUUUGAGAUACAAAACUUUGAAAAAAUCAAUAACUAUACUAUUUUUUUUAAAUAAAGAUUAUAGAAAAUUUGAAAAUCCAAAAGAUAUUGAAGAAGUUGAAAAUCAUGUCUUAACUGAUUAUGGUAAAAAUUAUGAUUUUUCAAAAAUCAAAGAUAAGAAUAAAUCUAUGGAUAUAGAUGAAUUAUUUAAAUGUAUAAAGUUUUAA